Messenger RNA from Lachancea fermentati, 1128 nucleotides. The record is from the annotation of a GenBank genome assembly. Lineage: Eukaryota; Fungi; Ascomycota; Saccharomycetes; Saccharomycetales; Saccharomycetaceae.
AUGUCCCACAUGGGUUCAGACAUCCUGAGGCUGCCUCCUCGAGCGUGCAGUGCUGAGUCGGCAGAAAAGGGCGGGCCUCGAGCCGCGUCGGCCGCGGGCGCGCGUUCUAACAGUACAGGGAUACCUGGGUGCGUGGACGUGCAAAGCGAGCUCGGCGAGCUCGGCGAGCUUGCGUCGCUUACGUCUGGCAACGCUCUCGGCGACGAGUUUGCCGCGUUUGGCCCACACAAAACCAGGUCUGUGCGUAAUUUCUGGUCCGUGCACGAGGACUCAUUUAUGCUCAGCGUAGUGAUCGAUAACCGCGAUUUGCUGCUGAUUCCGAGCAAGAGCAGGCCUCGCAGCCGGUUCUGGCACCAUAUCAGUGACGAGCUGCGACAAUUGCACGGGUUCGAGCGCAACAAGCGCCAGUGCCGUGACCGAUUCAACCUGCUGUAUUGGAAAGCCGUGCGCAAUAAGAAACCCGAAACCGACGACACACGUGAGCUCGACCGGCUCCUGCUCCAGUGUCUCAAACUCUUCUACAUCGACAAGAACAAUAGCAUAAUGCUACGAGACCACGUGGACCGCGAUCAAUCUGGCGCCGCAGCUGCAGCUGCGGCUGCCGUUCCCACCCCUGUUUCCAGUGCUGCCGCGGCGGCGGGAUUGUCGCAGCCGCAUCACAGCCCGCGUUCGGAAACGGACGACAGUCCGUCGAGCUCGAACAGCUACUACCCGGACAUGACCACAGACUCGCUCGCGGAUAUGGCGUAUUUUCUACAGCGUCAAGUGUACACACUGAACCGCAAGGUCGACGAGUUGUGCGGCGUUCUGGCCAUGCAGCGGUCGCGGUUGGACUUUUUGGCGUCCGCGAAGGCGACGCCGGACUCGCCUGUCAUGCCUUACCCUGGCGUGGCUGCAGUCACGCCCCACGUGACCCAGCAGCAGCAGCAGCAGCAGAUGCUGCAACACGCACCUCACGUCCAGCAUCCGCGGCUCGGCCUCGGCGUAAUGUACCCCACGCCCACUAUGGCGUCGGUGCCGGGGCCGCAGCCCAUUAGCGCACAGCAGCAAUCUUUUCACACUCUCGAGUCACUGAGUGCGGGUUACCUCAACGACAAUUUCCAUCACGCAGUGCCAGAGAACCAGUAG